AUGAGGCGACUGCACCGAAUAAAUUGGGGGCGGUCAUUUAGGCAUGUACCUGUGCGCAUGUUGAUACACGCAUCGGGUGCUCCCAACAUUUCCAGCGUGUCAUCGUCUCUCACGGGCCAGAUUCCCUCCACUGCUUCGUUGGGUUGCACAUCUUCCUCGGCUUCUGUCUCCACGGCGUCGCCGGAAGUGGGGGAGAGGGAAGUGGCACCAUUUCUUUUGUCACUAUUGUCGGAGCUUGACGUAUUGGAGAACCGAUGGACGCGGUGUUUCCGCGUGUGCGUCACAAGUGCACCAACGGUGGCAAUUGAAGCGAAAUUUAUGAAUAGUGAUAUCUGGACACCGGUGACGACUAUGGCAUGUGCACAACUGCCCUUUGGGCUCGUCAAGACGGUGGAGGAUGUUUUGUCUUCUCAAACCCAGACAGAGCACCGUAAUAUAACUCUUGUUGACCUGCAUGAACGAUGUGAGGACCUUGCAGUGGCACAGCAAUUUUUGGAAAGCCGAUUUCCUGGACUUCGGCUACACGUUGAUCAUUCUAAGGGGACCGAUCUCCAAGGAACAGUGACGCACACUGUUUCUGUUUCGCUACGUGGUCAUGGCCCUGUUAAUGGCCUCUAUUCCAAGGAGGAGCAAUUCGCCAAGGAUACUUUUUUUGGAGAGUCCAUUGGUGCGAGUUUUUCCGGCACGGUACGGCGUGCUCUUCGUGAGGCAUUUGGGGCAGCCGGUAUUCCGUCUCCUUCACGCCAUUUUGAGCGCGAUCGAGGCACAAGUGAGCUGGAUAUUUACUUGGAUAUUAUUCGGAACGCUACAAACGAGGCGAUUGAAAUCACAGCAUCUCUUGCUGAGGAUAACCAGGUACAGGCCGUUGUACAGUCUUCUACUGGGCGCCGACUUGGUCUAUUGCUGGGACGCAAGGAGGAUGCUCUUUCCAUUGUUCUUGCAUGCGUGGAGAAGGCUGCAGAAAAUACAAACAACAUCGCAACGGAGGAGGCGCGCAAGCGCAUUGCAGACCACCCCGUGGUGUUGGCGCUUCCUUCUAAAGGCCUCCGCCCCAAGGAGAUUUUGCACCGUUUGCUGUUUCACACCUUUGGGCUGGCAAGAGAGCGAAUGCGAGUUUUGACUUCACAGAGUGAUGAGGGCACAUUUGUCACCACCAUUGACGCCGAGCUGGGCUGGGGUGAGGCACAAAAGACGGAGGCCCCCAUUUUCUCCACUCUUGCAAGAGCUGCUGGGGUGAGUAAAAAGGCGGCGGAGGAACUUGCUUGUAUCAAGGCGAUUCAACGUUGCUUUCCAUGCAUCUUUGAAAAUCAACUCUCGUACCAUGCCGAGGUAAGGGAAAUUAUGAACUCCACAAAGGCGACCGACAAGGAUUCUAUAUGCCCACACAUCUCAAAGGGGCUUUUGGCCCAGCUACGCUGGGCUGUUCAAUGCCAAAACAAGGAAGUACUGUUUGAAGCUGUUCAACUGUUUCCAAAUUCUGAAAACGAAUCACUGGGGAUACGUACGACAAGGCCUCUCUGGGCGACGCAGCUUUUUAUAGUUGAUAAGCAAGGCACACGAGAUUUUGUGUGCCUAGCAUUAGAUCCAAGGAAAUCUGCGAGUAAGCAGAAGGUUAUUGCUGCCACCCUAUACAAGUAUUUUAAAGAGGAAUGUAGCGAGGGGGUGAAAUACGCGAUAGAGCGGGGUCUCAUUGACGGUGAAGGUAAUGCCACCUCCUGUGAAGGUAUUUCAACCGCUGAACCGUUACCAAGGAGCGAUUAUGAAAUUGCGGCAGAGUCCGAUCCCUUUAUUCAAAAGUUACAAAUUGUAUCCUCACAACUUAUUCCUGUCGUACAGCAGCAGUCUCUAUUAAGUGUGCUUCGUCGCGGGGUUCAACUCUACGUUGAGCUCCUGAAUGAGCGGGGUGGAGUGGAUGGUGCCUCCACCGGACGGUUGGUUGAGUGCACAGAACGAAGUCCACUGGACGGUUCAUUUAAGGCGCAGCUACUUGUCCAGUUUUUGGGAGAUGAUGCUGACGGCACAAAAAGGACACUAGGAGAGGCCUGUCAUUCGAAUUCAGCUAUCAUUGCACUUUUUUCCGCGUUUAAAGAUGUAUUCGACGAAAAAGGCAUUAUUGCAAGGGCUGCGAAAGAAGAUGCGCAGGUGGAGACCAUUUACAGGGAUACUUGCCAACGCGCUGAGGAGCUGUCCCCAUUGCCGUAUGAGCUUCCUGCACAGAAUCCGCUGGAAACAGUUGCACAAUGUGUCAUGUUAAAGUAUGGUUUAUCGACGGAACUGCGUAUUUCCGGCGGAGGCAAGGCGAUUCAGGUGCAACUCUUUGGUCGAACCCCGUCUUACCAGGAUUCUGAUCGAGCUGCCAGUACAUCCCAGUUUUUCUUGGGACAUGGUCGAGGGAACUCCGUUUUGAAGGCUGUUGUUUCGUGCUGUAGGCAUAUUUUUGACGCCCAUAUUUGCUCCAAGGAGGAGAGUCUUCAAAAAACGAGGUUAACGCCUUUGCGUUCUGGAUCGGUGCAGGUUCCACUGCAAGGGAAGUCAGUUCUUGCUUUACGAGUGGAGGAAGUCAUGAGGGAGCUUUUGGAGUACAAGGUGGUCUCCUCCGCAGCUUCCAUUCACGUCAAGGUGGAUAUUCACUCUACAUCUGAGGAAACGAGGUAUGAGGGACAUUUGUACGUUGUGGAUGGAUCGCGGAUGGUUGAACUGGAGCGAACUCCUUCGAUGGUGGACCUCUUGCGUUCCCUACAACAAUUAACUGAAGGCAUCACUCAAGAGAUGCGCUGCCCCACUGUUGAUCUUGACGCGCUGCAACGACAGUACAGUGGGCCAUCGCGGUGUAACACAUUGCGGCAACUGCUGCAAGUUCUUUACGGACUUCCACUUAUAACAGAGACGUCAUUCAAGGACCAUCAAUGGCAAUGUCGCCUAAGCAUACACAUUUUUGAGGACCUUUAUUACGCAAUUGGUUACGCUGUCGAUGUGAAAAAAAAGGAGGCGGUGGAAAAUGCAGCCAAGAAAGCAUUAGACCGUUGCUUUGGAGCAGCAUCAGUUGACGUGGAAUUACAGGAGAAUUCAACAUCAACAGCACCAAUAAGUUGCCUGGAGGAGGAAUAUGGAUUUGUCUUUAGAAAGUUGGUUGAAAACGAUACUUCCUCUGAGUCACUUCCAUGA
Messenger RNA from Trypanosoma rangeli, 3165 nucleotides. RefSeq lists its product as uncharacterized. The record is from RefSeq and is a predicted model, not a curated record. The coding region runs from base 1 to 3165 and encodes 1054 amino acids. The transcript has a single exon. Lineage: Eukaryota; Euglenozoa; Kinetoplastea; Trypanosomatida; Trypanosomatidae.